Messenger RNA from Tupaia belangeri chinensis (Chinese tree shrew), 4227 nucleotides. It is a transcript of the gene SSC5D, whose product is annotated as scavenger receptor cysteine rich family member with 5 domains. Gene Ontology annotation, biological process: detection of bacterial lipoprotein; defense response. Lineage: Eukaryota; Metazoa; Chordata; Mammalia; Scandentia; Tupaiidae. Gene Ontology annotation, molecular function: extracellular matrix binding. Gene Ontology annotation, cellular component: membrane; extracellular matrix. The annotation marks the transcript as partial. The record is from RefSeq and is a predicted model, not a curated record. The transcript is spliced from 13 exons.
CCCCCAGAGCGCCUGCGCCUGGCCGACGGCCCCCACGGCUGCGCCGGCCGCCUGGAGGUGUGGCACGGUGGACGCUGGGGCACGGUGUGUGACGACGGCUGGGACCUGCGUGACUUCUUCGGGGAGGGUACGGGGCCCGUGUGGCUGAGCGAGCUGGCCUGCCGGGGCGGCGAGGGGCAGCUGGACCUCUGCCCCCACCGGGGCUGGAAGGCCCACAUCUGCUCCCACGAGGAGGAUGCCGGCGCUGUCUGUGCAGGCCAGCGCGUAGCCAACUCCAGGGACGGCUCGGCCUCCCUCGUGGAGGGGGAGCCAUGGCCUGGGCUGUCUGGGGAGCUGAGCCCCAGCUCGGAGGAGCCGCCCGCCACUCACGCCCCCCGCCCAGCUGGGAGUCCUCAGAGUGGCUCCAGGAAGAAGAGUCCGCGGCCGCCCAAGCAGCCCAAGUCCACCCGGGCCCCUUUGCUGGUGACAGGGGGCCCCCGCCAGGGCCGACAGGCAGGUCUCAGGCUGCUGCCCACUCCAGGCCUGUUUCCCAGUGGAAAGCGAGAUGCAGGGCGCUGGAACGAGCUCCUGCCGCAGACGGGGCUCUCAGGCGGGCGCUGGGGCACGGUGUGUGACGACGGCUGGGACCUGCGUGACGCCGCCGUGGCCUGCCGAGAGCUGGGCUGCGGGGGGGCGCUGGCCGCCCCCGGGGGCGCCAGGUUCGGACCUGGUGCAGGGCCCGUGUGGAUGGACGACGUGGGCUGUGGGGGAGGAGAGCAGGCCCUCCGCGACUGUCCCCGCAGUCCCUGGGGCCGCAGCAACUGCGACCACAGCGAGGAUGCUGGGCUGGUCUGCACUGGCCCAGCUCCGAGGCUGCGCCUGGCCGAUGGCCCCCAUGGGUGCGCCGGCCGCCUGGAGGUCUGGCACGGAGGGCGCUGGGGGUCAGUCUGUGACGACGCCUGGGACCUGCGUGACGCCGCCGUGGCCUGCCGGGAGCUGGGCUGUGGGGGGGCGCUGGCUGCCCCCGGGGGUGCCUUCUUUGGGGAGGGGGUUGGCCCCAUCAUCCUGGAUGACCUCCGGUGUCGGGGCAACGAGACGGCCUUGCGAUUCUGCCCAGCACGGCCCUGGGGCCAGCAUGACUGUCACCAUCGCGAAGACGCCGGGGCUGUGUGUGACGGCAUGCCUCUCGGUUACGUGCCCCCCACGGCCCCGGAGGCAGGCAGCAACAGCUCGGCACCCAGGCCCCUGCCUGCCACGGCAAGUCAGGCCCCAGGGACAGCAGGACCUUCCUCACCUCCAGCCUCUCCUACUGUUCCUCCAGAGCCCGGGCCAGAAGCUGGGUCCCCGCAGCUGCGCCUUGUGGCUGGGCCCAGCAGGUGCUCAGGCCGGCUGGAGGUGUGGCAUGGUGGGCGCUGGGGGACAGUGUGUGAUGACGGCUGGGACAUGCGGGACGCUGCCGUGGUCUGCCGGGAGCUGGGCUGCGGGAGGCCUCUGCAGCCGGACCCUGCUGCUGGCCGCUUCGGCUGGGGUGCAGGGCCCAUCUGGCUGGACGACGUGGGUUGUGUGGGCACAGAGCCUUCGCUGUCGGACUGCCCUGCCGCUCCCUGGGGGAAGCACAACUGUGCCCACAAUGAAGACGUUGGGGUCGCCUGCAGCGGGCCCCCCGGUCUGGACUCCAUCUCAGACCCCUUCAGUUGGAGCUGGAUCCCUGGGCUGGGUGGAGACCCGGACGCCAGGCUCCCAGGAGAGAUGGCCACCAAGCCCUCUGCCAGUCUGACCUCCAGGGUUCCAGAGAGAACCACCAAGGCCCCAGGGAAAAUGCCCAAGAGUACUAAGAAGUGGGUGACAAAAAAUGCAAGGAGACCAACCACCCACCCCCCCGUGACGCCGGCGGCUAAACGCCCCGGGGGCCUGGGCACCCAGAGCCCCGCAGGGCUGACCUCACGGACCACCACAGCCACCACCGCUGGGGCUGCACGGACAGCGACCUCUGCGUCUACCACGAGGCUGACCACUGCCGCGCUAACCACUCGAGCCCCCCGGGAACUGGCCUCUGAGCACACCCCUCAGGCCUCCCUGGAGCCUCCCAAGACCCCAGCAGAAGGCUCCCCCGCCCCCACUGCUGGCGCCACCGCGGAGCCGGGCCCCUUCCGGGUUCGUCUGGCUGACGGGCCCAACCGCUGUGCUGGCCGGCUGGAAGUGUGGCACGCUGGACGCUGGGGGACGGUGUGCGACGACAACUGGGACCUGCGGGAUGCCACCGUGGCCUGCUGGGAGCUGGGCUGCGGAAAGGUCCGGCCCCGAGUGGGCAAAACGCACUACGGCCCUGGAACCGGGCCCAUCUGGCUGGACGACGUGGGCUGCAAGGGCGGCGAGGCCUCGCUCAGCGACUGUCCUGCGGGGCCGUGGGGGGAGCACAACUGUGACCACGAGGAGGACGUGGGACUCACCUGCACGGGCUACACAGAUGACGACGACUACCCGCCCUGGACCUGGGACCCUACCUCAGGAGAGGACCUGGCCAAGGGGACCCCCACAGCAGGGGCACCUGGACACACCCGCCACCAGGGCACCACUGGGCGCCCAGCCGCCCCGUCCCCAGCGCCGCGGCGCCUCCCAGACACAGGUGACAGAGAUGGUUACGAGCCUCCCUGCACACAGGACACACCUUCGAGAAGGGGCAUGUCCAGGGGGACCCCCAGUGCACGCACACCUGGAUCCACAUUCACCACUAGCGCCACCAGGAGCCCAGGCCAUCCAGCUCUGGCUCCCAGAAUCCACGGGGACACAGGUUCCCCGCGGAGGAGGCCGUGGCCCGCUGCCAGGACUGCACCCCCCGCUCCGUCUCCUGCUCCCUCCGCCUCUCCGGGACCCCCGGACCCUCCGCUGACCUCUGACUCGGGGCCACAGCUUACCCCCGACUCGGCCGGGACGUGGGAGGCCACCUCCGUCCCUCCUGACACUUCGCCGCUCACCCCAGACCCGGCGUCCUGGAUGAACCCUGACCUCAUUUUGACAAGCCCUGAUGACACCUUGUCCAGCCCUGACCCCGGGGAGGCUGUGGCGCUGACCCCGGCGCUCUCGCCCACCCCACCACCCACUGUGUCCACAGAGCUGACCUCUGAUGCCUCGGUGCCCUCCGAGGGGACCCGCCUUUCCCCGGCCUCGCUGACCCCAGGAUCUGGCCCGACCCAGAACCCCGACCCAACGUCACACCCUGAUGCAGCCCCAGAGCCUUCUGGGUUUCCAGACCUCUCCACAGCCACCGCCCCUCAGCCCUCCACCACCCCCCAACAGGCCACCGCCCCUCAGCCCUCCACCGCCAGCCCUCCGCCCACCAUGAUCCCUGACCCCAUGUCAACACCUGCCACCACUUCCACAUCCCUCUCAGCCUCCUCGGGAGCAGAGCUCUUCCCCACUCCAGUGCCGACAGUCGAAGCCAGCCAGCACACCCAGUCGGCCUCCCCAGGAGCCUCUCACACCCCCAUGUCCCAAACACCCAGCCUAGAGCCCUCCCCAGCCUCAGAGUCCAGCUCCUCAAGGCCCCCUCCGGCCUCACAUGUGCAUCCAUCGACCCCUGAGGACUUCAACCCACCCAGAAGCCAGAGCCCCACAGUAACCCCUCCAUCUACCCAGAUCCCACACUUGACCUCUCACCCUACAAUGGCUCCCAACGGCUACCUCCCCCCCCCCCCCCAGCCCUUGGAUCAACCUAGCCUUGACCACCUCACCCGAGGCCCCCCUCCUAGCCAGAGCCCAGGCUCCCUGGGCCCAUGUGUGGCCCCCACAGCACCUGUCAGGGUCAUGGCAUGUGAGCCACCUGCCCUGGUGGAGCUAGUGGCCGCUGUGAGGGAGGUGGGUGCUCAGCUGCAGAAGCUGGCUCAGGUCCUGGAACAGGACCGGCAGGAGCGCCAAGCCUUGGGAGUGGGGUUGGCGCAGCUGGUCGGGGCCGCUCAGGGUCUGAGCCAGCUGGGUGAGACUGUGAAAAAGCUGGCAGAGGCGGCCUGGCACCCCGGCACUCCUGCACCGACCACUACCACGCCAGAGGAAGAGGAGAGGCCGCUGAGGGGAGAUGUGUGACUCCUGCUGACUGGGGUUCAAAGCACUCCCAACCACAACAAGAGCAGAGCAUCUAGCUAAAGACAGGUGUGAGAGAUGUGUCUCUGGGACAGGGGGGACCCUGGGGAGGUGGGAUGACAGAACUGGUCUUGAUUUGUGAAUACCAUGGUGAUGGGAACAACAGCGAUG